AAGGCACAAACGUCAUACCCUCACCCCACUGGUUUCGCAAAUAAUUACCAGCAGAACGCGAGAGCAGCUAUAAGAGUGAAGCCCUCCGACUAAAGAAGAACCGUCAUUUUUCAGUGCCAGGUAAUACACAAUCAAAAGCACAUCACUAACUCCGAUUCUUGAAGACAAAAUGGUGCAUGUACUUCCCUUCGACAAUAUUCAGGUUCCCUCACCAGGCUUCGGUGCCAUGGGUAUCAGCUUCGGCCUGGGAAGCAACCUUACUUUGGAACAAGCCGAACCUGUGCUGCUCAAAGCCAUUGCGCUAGGUUGCACGUUUUGGGAUACGGCAGUGGCAUAUCAAGCAGGUGUCAAUGAGAAGCUUCUAGGAGAUUUUAUCCGGAAACACAAUGUCCGCGACAAAAUUUUUAUUGCGUCAAAAUGCGGCUUCGAUGUCUUCGGUACCGGCAAGGUGACCAACUCUGCCGCUCACAUCAAAGAAUAUAUUGAGGGCACGAUCAAAAGGCUCGGUUUCGCCCCGGACCUCUACUAUCUUCACCGCAUUGAUCCCAACACCCCGCUUGAAGAGUCUAUUCCAGCUUUAGACGAGAUCCGAAAGGCUGGACAGACCAAGUACAUUGGUCUUUCGGAGUGCUCAGCAGCUACCUUGCGCCGGGCGAACUCGAUCGCUAAGAUUGAUGCUGUCCAAGCGGAGUACUCGGCCUUUGAGACUCUUCACGAGACAGACGGAUUGAUUGAUACGGCUCGAGAGCUGGGUGUGGCUUAUGUUGCCUACAGCCCUCUAGGGCAUGGAUGGCUCGUCGAUGACUUCCGGUACAAGACACCAGACGACUUUGCUCCGGAUGAUUUCCGCAGAUCAGUACCUAAAUUCCAAGGCGAGAACUUCUACAGAAAUAAGGCAAUUGUUGAGGAACUGAAGAAGCUUGCUGUAAAGAAGCGCUGCUCUACACCCCAGGUUGCCCUCGCGUGGGUUGCCGCUCAAGGCAUGAUCGCGAUUCCUGGUACGACUAAAGCCUCCAGACUGGAAGAGAACUGGGCGUCGAGAGACGUAGUGUUGUCGGAGGAAGAGCUCAAGGAGGUACGGGCCCUUGUAGACUCUGCGAAGCCUCAUGGAAACCGAUAUGCUCCUGCUCAGCAGGCCAUGGUGGGACAUUAAUUAACUACCCGAUUCCGGGCUUGGAAGGAAGGCUUCUUGAGGCACUGAACGAGCUGCGAGAUAUUAAAGGCGCCAUUGGGUUGACAGAGCCUUCAACUCCAGCACGUAUCGACGGUGGUGGGAUUCGUUUGGCUAGCUUAUCACAAUGAUGGUUCAAUCACCCAUUUCCUAGGUGGCUCGUAAUCCCAGUUCUCUUUUUCGUUUUCCUGAAAGGCGU
Molecule: messenger RNA, 1370 nt
Organism: Eremomyces bilateralis CBS 781.70
Lineage: Eukaryota; Fungi; Ascomycota; Dothideomycetes; Eremomycetales; Eremomycetaceae
Product: Aldo/keto reductase
Exons: 6
Coding region: 170-1153 (327 amino acids)
Cellular component (GO): cytoplasm
Source: RefSeq, a predicted model, not a curated record